AUGCAGGCAAGAACAAACAGAAAUCCUAAGAAAGAGCUUACUAUAGAAUCUCCACAGAAGGGCAGGGAUGCAGGUCCUUGCGAAGUGCAACCGGAGAAUCCUGUGGUUGUACUGGCAAAGCCAAAACUUAUAGAACCAAUAGACUAUGAAAAUGUCAUUGUUCAGAGAAAAACACAGAUUUUGAAUGAUCCUCUACGUGAGAUGCUACUGUUCCCUUAUGAUGACUUCCAGACAGCAUUAUUGCAGCGGCAGAGUCGAUACAUUCGUUCAACAGUUCCUGAAAAUGCAGAGAAAGAAGCUCAGAGCCUGUUUGUAACUGAGUGCAUCAAAACCUACAAUUCAGACUGGCAUAUUGUUAACUAUAGAUACGAAGAUUACUCAGGAGAGUUUCGACAGCUUCCAAAUAAAGGGACAAAGCCAGACAAACUUCCUGUUCAUUUAUAUGAAGUGGAUGAAGAAGCAGAUAAAGAUGAGGAUGCAGCAUCUCUUGGGUCUCAGAAGGGUGGAAUAACAAAACAAGGAUGGCUUUACAAAGGCAACAUGAACAGUGCAAUCAGUGUGACGAUGAGAUCAUUUAAAAGAAGAUUUUUCCACUUAAUCCAGCUUGGUGAUGGAUCCUAUAAUCUCAAUUUCUACAAAGAUGAAAAAAUAUCUAAAGAACCUAAAGGAUCAAUAUUUCUGGAUUCAUGCAUGGGCGUGGUUCAGAACAAUAAAGUCAGACGUUUCGCAUUUGAGCUCAAGAUGCAAGACAAGAGUAGUUUCCUUUUAGCUGCAGACAGUGAACUUGAAAUGGAAGAGUGGAUAAACACUCUGAACAAAAUCCUUCAGCUUAACUUUGAGGCUGCAAUGCAAGAAAAAAGAAAUGGCGAGUCCCACGAAGAUGAUGAACAAAGCAAACUGGAAAGCUCAUCAAGUAGUUUUGAUAACUACUAUCCUGAAAUUGCCAAGAGUACCAGAGAAGCAGAAAUCAAGCUGAAAACUGAAAGCAGAGUUAAACUUUUUGCCUUGGAUCCAGAUGCACAGAAACUUGACUUUUCUAGUAUUGAACCAGAAGUUAAGCCAUUUGAAGAGAAAUUUGGAAAAAAAAUUCUUGUAAGGUGUAAUGAUUUAUCCUUUAAUUUGCAAAGCUGCGUUGCAGAAAAUGAAGAAGGACCAACAACAAAUGUAGAACCUUUCUUUGUCACACUGUCACUAUUUGAUAUUAAAAACAACAGGAAGAUUUCAGCAGAUUUCCAUGUUGAUUUAAACCACGCCUCAGUAAGGCACAUGCUGUCCAGUGCAUCUCAGCAAAUGAUGAAUGGCAGUGGUGAUAGCUUACACAGAAUUCAGGACAUUCAUGAAACUGUCUUGCAAUAUCCAAAGCAGGGAAUAUUUUCAGUCACAUGUCCUCAUACUGACAUUUUCCUUGUGGCUAGAAUAGAAAAGGUGUUACAGGGAAGUAUUACACAUUGUGCUGAACCAUAUAUGAAAAGUUCAGAUUCGUCAAAGGUUGCACAGAAAGUUUUGAAGAAUGCUAAGCAGGCUUGCCAGAGAUUAGGUCAAUAUAGAAUGCCUUUUGCCUGGGCAGCUAGGACAUUGUUUAAAGAUGCCUCAGGAACCCUGGACAAAAAUGCAAGAUUUUCUGCUCUCUUCAGGCAAGACAGUAAUAAACUCUCAAAUGAAGACAUGUUGAAAUUAUUAGCAGAUUUCAGGAAACCUGAAAAGAUGGCCAAACUUCCUGUUAUUUUAGGAAAUCUGGAUGUUACAAUUGACAAUGUGUCACCAGAUUUUCCAAAUUAUGUUAACUCAUCAUACAUUCCCAUGAAACAGUUUGAAAACAGUACCAAGACACUCACAGCGUUUGAAAUAGAGGAGUUUGUUCCCUGUAUACCAAAAUGCACUCAGCCUUUUACCAUCUACAACAAUCAUCUUUAUGUUUAUCCAAAGCACUUAAAAUAUGACAGUCAAAAGUCUUUUGCAAAGGCUAGAAAUAUUGCAGUGUGUGUUGAGUUCAAGGAUUCUGAUGAAGAGGAUUCUUUGCCUUUGAAGUGUAUCUAUGGUAGGCCUGGUGGACCAGUAUUUACAAGAAGUGCAUUUGCUGCUGUUUUGCAUCACCAUCAAAAUCCAGAGUUUUAUGAUGAGAUUAAAAUAGAGCUGCCCACUCAGUUACAUGAAAAGCACCAUUUGUUGUUCACAUUCUACCAUGUCAGCUGUGAUAGCUCAAGCAAAGGGAGUACAAAGAAGAAAGAUGUUGUUGAAACACAAGUUGGGUAUUCUUGGCUUCCUUUGAUAAAAGACGGAAGAGUGGUCACCAAUGAGCAACAAAUCCCAGUGUCAGCAAAUCUUCCAUCGGGCUAUCUUAGUUAUCAAGAAGUGGGUGUUGGAAAGCAUUCUGGUCCUGAAAUUAAAUGGGUAGAUGGAGGCAAACAACUGCUAAAAAUAUCCACUCAUCUGGUGUCAACUGUGUAUACACAGGACCAGCACUUGCAUAAUUUUUUUCAGUACUGUCAGAAAACAGAGUCUGGAGCUCGUGCACUAGGAACUGAUCUUGUAAAAUAUCUUAAGAGCCUUCAUGCUAUGGAAGGCCAUGUGAUGAUAGCUUUCCUGCCAACUGUUCUAAACCAGUUGUUCAGAGUUCUCACCAGAGCAACUCAAGAGGAAGUUGCAGUCAAUGUGACAAGGGUUAUUAUCCAUAUUGUUGCUCAGUGUCAUGAAGAAGGUUUGGAUAGCUACCUGAGAUCUUAUGUAAAGUAUGCAUAUAAGGCAGAACCCUUUGUUGCUUCUGAAUAUAAGACAGUACAUGAAGAGUUGACAAAGUCAAUGACAACAAUUUUAAAGCCAUCUGCUGACUUUCUUACAAGCAACAAACUGCUUAAGUAUUCAUGGUUUUUCUUUGAAGUUCUGAUAAAGUCAAUGGCUCAACAUUUGAUAGAAAACUCUAAAGUGAAGCUGUUGAGAAACCAGAGAUUUUCUGCCUCCUUUCAUCAUGCAGUGGAAACAGUUGUUAAUAUGCUAAUGCCACACAUCACUCAGAAGUACAGAGACAAUCCAGAGGCCUCAAAAAAUGCAAACCAUAGUCUGGCUGCCUUUAUAAAGAGGUGUUUCACUUUUAUGGACAGAGGCUUUGUUUUCAAGCAGAUCAAUAACUACAUCAGCUGCUUUGCCCCAGGAGAUCCCAAGGCUCUUUUUGAAUUCAAAUUUGAAUUUCUUCGUGUAGUCUGUAAUCAUGAGCACUAUAUACCACUGAAUCUACCAAUGCCGUUUGGAAAAGGCAGAGUUCAGAGAUACCAAGACCUUCAGCUGGACUAUUCAUUAACUGAUGAAUUCUGUAAGAAUCACUUCUUGGUUGGGCUGCUUCUAAGGGAGGUGGGCAAUGCCUUACAAGAGUUCAGAGAUGUGCGGCAGAUUGCCAUCAGUGUGCUCAAGAAUUUGAUGAUAAAGCAUUCUUUUGAUGAUAGAUAUGCUACCAGGGGCCAUCAAGCAAGAAUAGCCACUAUGUAUUUGCCACUCUUUGGUCUGCUCAUAGAAAAUGUUCAGCGGAUCAAUGUGAAAGAUGUGUCUCCAUUUCCUGUUAACCCUUCCACCAAUAGCACAAAGGAUGAUGUGCAGAUUUUGCCGACUGCAAGUCAGUUAGUAACACCACAAAAAUCAGGAAACACAUUGGAUAACAACCUUCCUAAAGACCUGUUUGGUGUUAUCUCUGGCAUUGCUUCCCCAUACACCACAUCAACUCCAAAUAUUAAUAGUGUGAGGAAUGCUGACUCAAGAGGCUCUCUUAUAAGCACAGACUCAGGAAACAGUCUCCCAGAAAGACACAGUGACAAGAGCAAUUCUCUUGACAAGAACCAACAGAGCAGCACUUUAGGAAGUUCUGUUGUUCGAUAUGACAAACUUGACCAAGCAGAGAUCAAAAGUCUGCUUAUGUGUUUCCUUCAUAUUUUAAGAAGCAUGUCAGAUGAUGCAUUGUUUACAUAUUGGAACAAGGCUACAAAAUCUGAACUCAUGGACUUUUUCACCAUUACAGAAGUGUGCUUACAUCAGUUCCAGUACAUGGGAAAACGAUACAUAGCCAGGAACCAGGAGGGGUUAGGAUCCAUAGUUCAUGAUCGAAAAUCUCAGACAUUGCCUGUUUCCCGUAACAGAACAGGAAUGAUGCAUGCCAGAUUGCAGCAGCUGAGCAGCCUGGAUAACUCUCUCACUUUUAACCACAGCUAUGGCCAUUCAGAUGCAGAUGUCCUUCACCAGUCUUUACUUGAAGCAAAUAUUGCCACCGAAGUUUGCAUUACAAUUCUGGACACUCUAUCAUUAUUCACAAUGGCUUUUAAGAAUCAGCUACUGACUGAUCACGGACAUAAUCCACUGAUGAAGAAAGUAUUUGAUGUAUACCUCUGCUUCCUUCAAAAGAAUCAGUCUGAAACAGCAUUGAAAAAUGUAUUCAGUGCUUUAAGGGCACUUAUUUACAAGUUUCCUUCUACAUUUUAUGAAGGUAGAGCUGAUAUGUGUUCUGCACUGUGCUAUGAAAUUCUGAAGUACUGUAAUUCCAAGCUGAGUUCAAUUCGUAAUGAAGCUUCACAGUUACUGUACUUUUUGAUGAGAAAUAAUUUUGACUACACAGGGAAGAAGUCUUUUGUUCGAACACAUCUGCAAGUUAUUAUUUCAGUAAGCCAGUUAAUUGCUGAUGUGGUUGGAAUUGGAGGAACUAGAUUUCAGCAGUCUCUUUCCAUCAUCAACAAUUGUGCCAAUAACGACAGAAUUAUUAAGCACACUACAUUCCCUUCUGACGUUAAGGAUUUAACCAAACGGAUUCGCACAGUACUGAUGGCUACGGCUCAGAUGAAGGAACAUGAGAAUGAUCCAGAAAUGCUUGUAGACCUCCAGUACAGCUUGGCAAAGUCAUAUGCAAGUACACCUGAACUGAGGAAGACAUGGUUAGACAGCAUGGCAAGGAUCCACGUUAAAAAUGGAGAUCUUUCAGAGGCAGCAAUGUGCUAUGUCCAUGUAGCAGCACUGGUUGCAGAAUAUCUCACACGAAAAGGGAUGUUUAGGCAAGGUUGUACUGCUUUCAGAGUAAUCACACCAAAUAUAGAUGAAGAGGCUUCAAUGAUGGAGGAUGUUGGAAUGCAAGAUGUUCACUUCAAUGAAGAUGUGCUGAUGGAAUUGUUGGAGCAGUGUGCUGAUGGACUCUGGAAGGCAGAACGCUAUGAACUCAUUGCUGACAUAUAUAAACUUAUAAUUCCCAUUUAUGAAAAACGGAGAGAUUUUGAGAGGCUUGCUCACUUAUAUGACACCCUUCAUCGAGCAUACAGUAAAGUUACAGAAGUUAUGCAUACAGGCAAGAGGCUGCUGGGAACUUAUUUCAGGGUAGCAUUCUUUGGACAAGGUUUCUUUGAGGAUGAAGAUGGAAAAGAAUAUAUCUAUAAAGAGCCUAAACUCACCCCUCUUUCAGAAAUUUCCCAAAGACUCCAAAAACUCUACUCUGACAAAUUUGGAGCUGAAAAUGUCAAAAUGAUUCAGGAUUCUGGCAAAGUAAAUCCUAAGGAUUUAGAUUCAAAAUAUGCAUAUAUUCAAGUUACACAUGUAAUUCCAUACUUUGAAGAAAAGGAGCUGCAGGAAAGAAAAACAGAUUUUGAAAGGACUCAUAACAUUCGUCGUUUCAUGUUUGAGAUGCCUUUUACUCAAGGUGGUAAAAGACAAGGAGGAGUAGAAGAACAGUGUAAGCGACGGACUAUUUUGACAGCCAUACAUUGUUUCCCAUAUGUGAAAAAGCGCAUUCCAGUGAUGUACCAGCACCACACUGAUUUAAAUCCAAUUGAAGUAGCCAUUGAUGAAAUGAGUAAAAAAGUUGCAGAGCUUAGGCAGCUUUGCUCUUCGGCCGAAGUAGAUAUGAUCAAAUUGCAGUUGAAGCUACAGGGAAGUGUCAGUGUUCAGGUUAAUGCUGGUCCAUUAGCAUAUGCAAGAGCUUUCUUAGAUGACACUAACACCAAAAGAUAUCCAGACAAUAAAGUAAAGCUCCUAAAAGAAGUUUUUAGGCAAUUUGUUGAAGCCUGUGGGCAUGCUCUGGGUGUAAAUGAACGACUGAUAAAGGAAGAUCAGUUGGAAUAUCAAGAAGAAAUGAAGGCCAACUACAGAGAAAUGGCAAAAGAGCUUUCUGAAAUAAUGCAUGAACAAAUUACUCCGGUGGAAGAAAAGGCCAGUGUCAUGCCCAACUCACUACACAUUUUCAACGCCAUAAGUGGAACUCCAACAAGCACAACAGUUCAUGGGAUGCCCAGUUCUUCUUCAGUUGCAUGAUUGUUUUGUAAAGGAAAGUAUGUUUGUUUCUUUUGAAGUUUGUGGAUUUGCUUCAUUGUGUGCAAACUCAGGAUGACCUUGAAGCUAAAUGUUGGGCACAUGCAAACUGCGUAGUUCAUACGAAUGUCUGAGCACACUUAGCAAAUAGCAGUUACUGGUAAUAGUCUUUUAGAGUAAGGGAGGCACACAUACAUAUUUUUUAAUCUUGCUGGUAAAAUUUAAAAGUGUUCACAAUGUCAUUGCAGAAGUGCGUGUUGGAAAAUUAUCAAGUUGAAGUUAGCUUCUGUUUUUCAUUAGAAAGUAUUAUUAAAAUGAAUUGCACAUUACAAAAAAAAGUGUUGUGGGAUGUAUUUUGCAGAUAUGUAAGAUUCAGGUGUUCUUUUUGUGUAUGGCACAUAGAGAUUCCAAGUACAAGAACUAUUUUGGGGCUAGAGAGAGACACUAGUUUUUGGGGUUUAAUGGAACUGACAAUAGUAGUUUUUGUACCAGUUGGCAAAUUGUUGUGCUUUAUUUUAUACCUUGUUGCAUUUUGGAGGUAUGCAAGCUUAGAUCUUACUAAACAACUAAAUACAACCAAAGGUCUGUAUUAAUAAACACUGAGUUAUACUAAAAUAUCAAUAGUAGUAAAUUGUUAUGUACAUAUUGUUUGUUAAUACAGUCCGUACAGUCUGUACAUAAAUGUAUUACAUUUCUAAGCAUUUUUUUAAUAUUCAUACCAGCUCUUACCAUUCUGCUUUCAGUUUAUUUUGAAAAUUUGCUCAUUCCAAGUAAAUGCAGACUUUACAGUUCAUUUAUCCCUGUAUAUAAAUAAGUGCAAUAUAAAGAUGUAUACAGUCUUUGCUAUGUUAGGUUUAUAUGCAGUUAUUAAAAGAAAAACCUUUUUUGCCAAAGCAAUGGAGUAUGUAAUUGGUAAUCAUGGUUACUGUGGUAAAUGGUGGUAUAAUUUAAAGCUUUUUCCAUAUUCUUAUUCUUUUAAGACAUUAAUUUAGUAAUUUUAUAUUUGGGGAAAAUAAAGGUUUUUAAUUUUAUUUAACUGGAAGCACUGUCCUGCUGUAAUUAAACAUUCUGUACUACAUCUAUAUUAAAAGAAAAAAGGUAGUUACUUUU
Messenger RNA from Vidua chalybeata, 7377 nucleotides. RefSeq names its product dedicator of cytokinesis 9 (gene DOCK9). The transcript is spliced from 53 exons. Gene Ontology annotation, biological process: small GTPase-mediated signal transduction; positive regulation of GTPase activity. The record is from RefSeq and is a predicted model, not a curated record. Gene Ontology annotation, molecular function: guanyl-nucleotide exchange factor activity. Bases 1 to 6270 code for a protein of 2089 amino acids. NCBI's taxonomy places the organism in Eukaryota, Metazoa, Chordata, Aves, Passeriformes, Viduidae.